Molecule: messenger RNA, 1192 nt
Organism: Aedes albopictus (Asian tiger mosquito)
Lineage: Eukaryota; Metazoa; Arthropoda; Insecta; Diptera; Culicidae
Gene: Txl
Product: thioredoxin-like protein 1
Exons: 4
Coding region: 196-1056 (286 amino acids)
Cellular component (GO): cytosol
Molecular function (GO): protein-disulfide reductase activity
Source: RefSeq, a predicted model, not a curated record
UUUUGACAGCGCGUUUUGACAGUUCUUCGCUGAACGGCUCAAAAAAUUCUCGUCAUCCUCGUCGUACGGGAGGAAAUUUUGUGUGUUCCGCCGAUUGUCGUCCGAUUUUGCAGCGAAAUCCAACUAGCAGGAAGGUAAAGUUCGACUGUCAACACUCAGCGGAAGGUUCUGCAUCUGGCCCCCAAACGUGAAACGAUGGCCGUGAAAGCAAUCAACGACGAGGCUCACUUCCAAGCCGAACUGGCAGCUGCCGGAGGAAAGUUGGUCGUGGUGGAUUUUACCGCAACUUGGUGCGGACCAUGCCGUAACAUUGCUCCUCUGUUCGAGCAGCUUCCGGCCAAAUAUCCGAAGGCAGUUUUCCUAAAAGUGGACGUGGACAAAUGCUCGGAGACGGCCUCAUCGCAGGGAGUUUCGGCCAUGCCAACUUUUAUCUUCUACCGAGCGAGGACGAAAAUCGACCGAAUGCAGGGAGCUGACAUCAAUGGACUGGAGGCGAAGAUUCAGAAACAUUACGUGUCCAGUGUUGACGAAUCCGGAGAGGACUAUGGUCAUGGUUUGUUGGACCUUGCAACAUUCAUCCAGAAGAACCAGUGCGAAUGUCUGAACGAAUCGGAUGAACACCCGAUGACGAACGCGCUGAGCGCAAGCGGUGGCCACUUGGCAUCGGACUGCGACGAACAGCUGAUCAUUUCGAUCACGUUCAACCAGGUGGUGAAAAUCCACUCGAUCAAAAUCAAGGCGCCGCCAACGCACGGACCGAAGAAUGUCCGGCUGUUCAUCAACCAGCCGCGGACGAUGGAUUUCGAUAUGGCCGAAUCGCACGUCUCGGUGCAGGAUCUGGUGGUGGAGCAGAAGGAUCUGGAAUCCGGCGCUCCGAUCCAGUUGCGCUUUGUCAAGUUCCAGAACGUGCAGAACAUUCAGCUGUUCGUGAAGGACAAUCAGUCGGGCGAGGAGACGACCAUCAUCGAUCAUUUGGCCUUCAUUGGGUCGCCGAUUGCCACGACGAAGAUGGACGACUUCCAGCGGGUGGCGGGAAAGAAGGGCGAAAGCCAUUGAGACAUUUCGGAAAGGAACUCCAGAUUGUGAAGAAUGACGUAGAAGCUGAUUGCGAGUUUGGUGAGUGGUGAGUCGAUUCUUGGAUAAAGUUUUGUUUUGCUUUUUUAUAAAUUAUUAAAUCACAUCAUGAAUAUAA